CACUUAAACAAACAACACAGGCCCCUCAUUCUCCGUCGCUUCUGCAACCCAUUUGGCCAAAGAUAUCAAAACUAUAUAUAGAACACUUACCACUACCUCUCCUCCACGACAUCCAAACAACAAUCUCAGCCUCUCUCUCUCUCUCUCUCUAGUGAACUCUUUCUAUAAAUCCCAAAAGCUCCCUUUCUUUACUUCUCAAGUUCCCUAAUAUGGCCUCUUCUGUUUCUACAUUGCUCUUCCAAGUUCUCCUGGUGGUUUCCCUCUUACAUCUCUCCAAUGCUGGGAGGAGACUCACUGGAUCGGUGGAGGAGCAGUCUAUGCUCUUCCAAUACCACAAUGGUUCCCUUCUCUCAGGCAAAAUCUCUGUUAAUCUCAUCUGGUACGGCAAUUUCAAACCUGCCCAACGCGCCAUUAUCUCAGAUUUCAUCUCGUCCCUCUCUUCAACCUCACAAGCUUCAUUGAAGACCCAACCCCAACCCUCUGUUCUCACUUGGUGGAAGAUUACAGAGAAGUACUACCACCUCAGCUCCAAGAACAAGAAGCCCUCUUCCCUUUCUCUCCAAAUGGGUAAUCAGAUCCUUGAUGAGAAUUACUCAUUGGGCAAGUCCCUCACCAGGAACCAAAUCCUGCAGCUCGCAGCUGGAGGUGUUCAUAGAAACACCGUUAAUGUAGUUCUGACCGCAGCAGAUGUCACCGUCGAGAGCUUCUGUAUGGACACAUGCGGAAGCCAUGGUUCCCAAGGCAAGAAAUCGAAGUUCGCUUACAUCUGGAUUGGUAACUCAGAGACUCAGUGCCCGGGUCAAUGUGCUUGGCCCUUCCACCAGCCCA
Messenger RNA from Macadamia integrifolia, 828 nucleotides. Its product is annotated as protein PHOSPHATE-INDUCED 1-like. The record is from RefSeq and is a predicted model, not a curated record. Lineage: Eukaryota; Viridiplantae; Streptophyta; Magnoliopsida; Proteales; Proteaceae.